CACAGCCGCUUCCAGCUCGACUUUGGCCGGCGGCGGCAGCUUCGCGGGGAGCGCCCGGAAGGCAGCCAGGGAGGCGCGCGCGGCCCUCAGAGGACUCUUGCAAGCCAAAGAAUGCAGACGAUAAAGUGCGUAGUGGUCGGAGACGGUGCCGUGGGGAAGACCUGCCUGCUCAUCAGCUACACCACCAAUGCCUUCCCCGAGGAAUACAUCCCCACGGUCUUCGAUAACUACAGCGCUCAGAUGACGGUGGACGGGAGGAUGGUCAGCCUUAACCUCUGGGACACGGCCGGACAAGAGGAAUACGACCGCCUGCGCACCCUCUCCUACCCGCAGACCAACGUCUUCGUGAUUUGCUUCUCUAUCGGCAGCCCUUCCUCUUAUGCCAACGUGCGACACAAGUGGCACCCUGAGGUCUCCCACCACUGUCCCAAUGUGCCAAUCCUCCUGGUGGGCACCAAAAGGGACUUGCGGAGUAAUGCAGAGGCCGUGAAAAAGCUGAAGGAGCAAAGCCUGGGCCCUACCACCCCACAGCAGGGCACUUCGCUAGCCAAACAAAUCGGGGCCGUCAAAUACUUGGAGUGUUCAGCAUUGAACCAGGAAGGGGUAAGGGAAGUAUUUGCAGAAGCUGUGCGCGCCGUUCUCUACCCAGUGACAAAGAAGAACUCCAAGAAGUGCCUGCUGUUGUAGUGCCGGCAAGACGAGGGCAGCGCAGACUGAAGGUGUGGGGUGUUUGCGGUCCAUCUCCUUAACUAAUGGCCUCUUGCACUAAUGGCUUUAAAGAGGACUUCAGCAAGUCCUCCUGCAGUCCAGCUGCCACUUUGAGCCAACGGAACUGAACGUAUUGGCUCUAGCCUUAAGGAUCAGCCUCCGGGUGAACUCUCUGUGUGUCCCUACGUAACGCUCCACCUCUUUCGUGGAGGAAAGCUAGGGAAUGCCUUCAAAGCCAAGAGGUUUCUCUGCUCAACAGGGAAGAGUCGGCUUUGCUUUCACAUCAGUGUUGCUUCCUCUCCAGUCACACGUAGGGCAGGGCUGUGCCUUUCCAGUAGCAGAAUCGGUCUGUCAACAGUUUUCAAAAGCACCAAACGUUUUUUUUUUUACAGUCUCUCCAUGAUUGCUGGCUCUGGUAUCUGACAUUAGUUAUUUGGCUUUCAAGGUUUGCAAAGCUGAAGUAUAACCAAAAUCUUCACAUUGCACCCUUCCCUCCAUGUACACACACAUAUAUAUACACACACAGAGGCCUAGAUUAACUCUGCUGGCUGACAUCCGGCACUCUGAUGCUUUUCCUGCACUGGCAUUUUUCUUGGCUUAAAUGCCACAAUUACCCUUGGGCCUUGUGACUGAGUCUUGGGGUAGGAAAUUACCUGCUAUGCAGGUAAUUGGCCAUCAAACCUUUUAAAAGCUGUGCUGCUUCAAAGCAGCCCUUUUUGUGUGCCUUCUGUUCCCCUUUUCCCCUUGCAGAUAAAACUCAAUAACUUCUUUUUAAACAUUAAGGCGUGAGUAAUAUUUAACUGAUGCACUGAUUCAGUAGAAGCUUAAAUCUUUCUAUGCCAUUGGUCCCCAUAGAGAUGCAUAGGAGUCUUAACAUUGCCUGAAAUACUAACUAUGCCUUCUUCAGAAUGAAUUAUGCAACUUUUAGAAACCCAGAUUUCUAUUUAGCAUCAUGCAAUUUUGUUUCUUUUUUGCAACAGUAAGAAACUCUUGAUUACGUCCAUCGUUGGGCAUCCUCAGCUGAUUAAGGAAAGCCUGAUGCUUGUCAGCAUCCCUUCCAGGAUAAAACGCUUUGAGCAGCAAUCUCCUUAGGAGACGUAACGCUCUGCUCCCAUCCCCUCUUCCAAAUAAUUAUGUUCUGUAUUCUGCCUGCGGUCCUGAUCUGCGCUGGUGAUCAGGAAAUUUUGCCUGAAUGUGGAACGGUGAUACUUGGGAGCUGUCUUUGCAUGGAUGCUGACGUCACAGCGAGAAUGGUGACUUAGCCCAGGAGCAAACCCGGUGCAGUUCUCAUCCUCGGCAUGCAAAUCUCACUCGACUGCUGUAAUGUUGGCCAUGCUGCGGUCUCCUUUUCCCCUUUUCCCCAUCUGAGAUUCUGGGCCGGAACUUUUGCCCUACAUCUGACCAUCCUCAGGGUAUUUAGCGAUAACUGUUUCUAACCAGGUUGUGAUAUUAACAAGAGCUUGGUCUCCCUGGCACUGCCAAAUGUCUUCUGAAUGCCUUCCUGGUGUUCCAAGCUCCCCCGGCCUGAGCCUGAUGAUGUGCUACCGGACUCUCCCUGGGGAAAGAGGCUUCUCCAGGCGGCGCUGGGCUGGUUCGAAUGACGGUUGAGGUUCAGGGAGAGGACAGCCACAGCCUGAUCGUGUGGUACUUCCAACAUACACUGGCAAAUGAUUUUAUGGUUUAAAGUACAUUUGUACGGCAACUAACAGUUAUUUUUAAAUUAUGCUGAAUGAAAUUGUAAUAAAGCAGUUUCUUGGUU
Molecule: messenger RNA, 2467 nt
Organism: Thamnophis sirtalis
Lineage: Eukaryota; Metazoa; Chordata; Lepidosauria; Squamata; Natricidae
Product: rho-related GTP-binding protein RhoG
Biological process (GO): small GTPase-mediated signal transduction
Molecular function (GO): GTPase activity; GTP binding
Source: RefSeq, a predicted model, not a curated record